This is a messenger RNA of Punica granatum (pomegranate), 1205 nucleotides long. The record is from RefSeq and is a predicted model, not a curated record. Lineage: Eukaryota; Viridiplantae; Streptophyta; Magnoliopsida; Myrtales; Lythraceae.
AUUCAAUAUAUACAUGAUACUGACCCAAAUUGCCACUAAAUUAUUAUUAUUAUUUUUUGAGUCUGUUUAUGUAACAUAGAUGUUCAUUAUGAAAUGCCUUUUCACUAGGGUAUGAGCCAGCUUGAAUUAGAAGAUGAGAUCCAGGGUGAUCUGAAACGAACCACAGGAGAGUUCACAAAGGAUGGAGACGAUGCGAAUAAACUCAAUCGCAUUCUUCAGCUGACUGGAUUCAGCAAUCCUGUGUAUGCCGAAGCAUAUGUGACUGUUCACCACCAUGAUGUCGUGUUAGAUGUCACCAUCAUUAAUCGCACAAUGCACACACUCCAGAAUUUGUGCUUGGAGCUCGCAACCAUGGGUGAUCUCAAGCUUGUGGAACGCCCACAAAAUUAUACUCUUGCUCCGGAGUCGAGCAAGCAGAUAAAAGCAAAUAUUAAGGUUUCGUCCACUGAGACAGGAGUUAUAUUUGGCAAUAUUGUGUAUGAGACUUCUUCCAAUGCAGUUGAGAAGGCAGUUGUCGUUCUCAAUGAAAUCCAUAUUGACAUAAUGGAUUACAUUUCUCCAGCAUCAUCUGCUGACAUUGCUUUCAGAACCAUGUGGGCUGAGAUUGAGUGGGAAAAUGAGGUUGCUGUCAAUACUAAUAUCCAAGACGAGAAGGAAUUUUUGAAUCAUAUCAUGAAGUCAACCAAUAUGAAAUGCCUGACGCCACCUUCUGCUCUAGAAGGGGAGUGUGGAUUCCUUGCCGCUAAUUUGUACGCAAAGUCCAUCUUUGAAGAGGAAGCUUUGGUGAAUGUGAGUAUUGAGAAACAAACCGAUGGUAAGCUUAGUGGUUACAUCAGGAUAAGAAGCAAAACACAAGGGAUGGCCCUCAGUCUCACGGACAAGAUCACGCUGAAGCAGAAAGGAGGCUCUUCUUGACUCACUCAGUGCCUCGGCUCUAUGUAGGAGAUCCUGAGCUGAGCGAGCCAAGCUCCUUAAUCUUCCUUCGCCUUUCCUUUUCUUGUUAUUAUAUCUAUAUUGUCAUCGAAUUCUUUUUGUUUGUUUGUUUGUUUAUAAUUUUUUUUUUAAAGUUAAAUUCUUUGGUGGUGUUGAAAAGAAGCUGCUGGCCUCGAUGUUUCCAACAUAUUAUAUCGGUGGAUAUUGUUUGCUACAUUGCGCAAACAAAGAGGGAUGCCUAUAGUUAGUAUUAUAUUUGUUGAUGAGCAACG